AUGUAUUGCUGCAGUGCCCAGGACAGUAAAAUGGACUACAAGCGGCGCUUCCUGCUUGGCGGGUCCAAGCAGAAGGUGCAGCAGCACCAGCAGUACCCAAUGCCCGAGCUGGGCCGAGCACUGAGUGCUCCCCUGGCAUCUACGGCCACCACCGCCCCCCUGGGCAGUCUGACCGCUGCAGGCAGCUGCCACCACGCCAUGCCCCACUCCACUCCCAUUGCCGACAUCCAGCAGGGCAUCUCCAAGUACCUGGACGCCCUCAACGUUUUCUGCCGUGCCAGUACUUUCCUCACAGAUCUCUUCAGCACUGUGUUCAGGAACUCUCACUACUCCAAGGCAGCCAUGCAGCUCAAAGAUGUGCAGGAGCACGUCAUGGAAGCAGCCAGUCGGCUGACUUCAGCCAUCAAGCCUGAGAUUGCCAAGAUGCUGAUGGAACUUAGUGCUGGGGCUGCGAACUUGACAGAUCAGAAGGAAUUCAGUCUCCAGGACAUUGAGGUGUUGGGACGAUGCUUUUUGACAGUGGUGCAGGUCCAUUUCCAGUUUUUGACCCAGGCAUUACAGAAGGUACAGCCCGUGGCUCACUCUUGCUUUGCUGAAGUUGUUCUGCCAGAAAAAAAGAACAGCAGCAGUGGCGGUGGCUUAUCUGGCAUGGGCCACACAUCGGAACUGGAGGAAGCGGUGCGAUCCUGGCGAGGGGCUGCUGAGGCAACAUCUAGACUGAGAGAAAGAGGCUGUGAUGGCCGCCUGGCAGGAAUUGAAGUUCAACAGCUCUUCUGUUCUCAAAGUGCAGCAAUUCCCGAGCACCAGCUAAAAGAACUGAACAUAAAAAUUGACAGUGCUCUGCAAGCAUAUAAAAUAGCUCUGGAAAGCUUAGGUCACUGUGAAUAUGCAAUGAAAGCUGGUUUCCACCUGAAUCCAAAGGCAAUAGAAGCCAGCUUGCAGGGCUGCUGCAGCGAGGCAGAGGCGCAGCAGACAGGGCGGAGGCAGACCCCGCCGCAGCCCAUGCAGUGUGAGCUUCCCACUGUGCCCGUGCAGAUAGGAUCAAGCUUCCUGAAGGGGGUCUCCUUCAACGAGUCGGCUGCCGACAACCUGAAACUCAAGACGCAUACGAUGUUACAGCUGAUCAAGGAGGCAGGCUGCUAUAAUGGAAUCACACCCAGGGAUGACUUUCCUGUGACUGAAGUCCUGAACCAGGUGUGCCCAUCCACGUGGCGGGGUGCCUGCAAGACUGCCGUGCAGCUGCUGUUUGGCCAGGCCGGACUGGUGGUAGUUGAUACAGCACAGAUUGAAAAUAAAGAAGCCUAUGCCCCCCAAAUCAGUUUAGAAGGCUCCAGAAUUGUGGUUCAAGUACCAUCCACAUGGUGCCUGAAAGAAGACCCUGCUACCAUGUCCCUGCUGCAGAGAAGCCUAGAUCCCGAGAAGACGCUGGGCCUGGUGGACGUGCUCUACACGGCGGUGCUGGACCUCACCCGCUGGAGGGCAGGGAGGGAACAAGCUUUACCCUGCAUACAGAUCCAGCUUCAGAGGGAGAUCUGUGAUUUUGGAAAUCAGGCUGACUUGCCUUCUGGGAAUGGGAACAAGUCUUCAGGUGGCCUGCAGAAGACAUUCUCCAAGCUGACCUCCCGGUUCACCAAGAAAGCUUCCUGUCCGAGCUCGAGCAGCAGCACAAGUUACUCCAUUCCAAAUACCCCUUCCAAAAACAUCUUCAUAGCUGGGUGUUCGGAAGAGAAGGCCAAAAUGCCCACUAAUAUGGACUCAAGGCUACAAAGCAUUUUGAACAUUGGUAAUUUCCCUAGAACUGCAGACCCUUCACAGUCAGCUCAGAAUUCCAGUAAUCAAAUGGCCAAUGGUUUUCUCCUAGAGAGGCGUGACAACUUCCUGCAAGGGGAUGAUGGCAAGGAUGAGAAGGGUAUGAAUUUGCCAACCGAUCAGGAAAUGCAGGAGGUGAUCGAUUUUCUCUCGGGCUUUAACAUGGGCCAGUCACACCAGGGCUCCCCACUGGUGACACGGCGCAACUCUGCCGCCACAGCCAUGGUGACUGAGCAGAAGGCAGGAGCCAUGCAGCCACAGCAGCCGCCACUGCCAGUGCCCCCACCACCGCGGCCACCCCAGGCUGGGGCGCACACACCUCUGACACCCCAGCCGGGCUUGGCACCUCAGCAGCAGUCCCCAAAGCAACAGCAGCCCCAGGUCCAGUACUACCAACACCUGCUGCAACCUGUCGGACCGCAGCAGCCCCCGCCCCAGCCCCGGGCCCCUGGGAAAUGGGUAUCCGGCUCAUCCCAGCAGCCAGCGCAACCCGUCGGAGCUGGUCUGUCUCCCCUUGGCCAGUGGCCUGGCAUAUCUGAUCUCAGUUCUGACUUGUACAGCUUGGGUCUGGUGAGCAGCUGUUUGGAUGAUGUGAUGUCGGAGGUUUUGGGACAAAAGGCACAGGGACCUAGAAAUAACACCUGGCCAAACCGUGACCAAAGCGAUGGAGUCUUCGGGAUGUUGGGAGAGAUUCUGCCUUUUGAUCCUGCAGUGGGUUCAGAUCCCGAGUUUGCGCGCUAUGUGGCAGGAGUGAGCCAAGCAAUGCAGCAGAAACGGCAAGUCCAACAUGGUCGCCGCCCAGGCAAUCCCCGGGGCCACUGGCCACCCAUGGAUGAUGCCCAUCGGACCUGGCCUUUCCCAGAGUUCUUUGCAGAAGGGGAUGGCCUGCACAGCGGCUGGGCAGGGGCUCAGGGAGACUCAGCCAGCUCGAGUGAUGAGACAUCCUCUGCCAACGGGGACAGCUUGUUCUCCAUGUUUUCAGGGCCUGACCUCGUUGCUGCUGUCAAGCAGAGAAGGAAGCACAGCAGCGGUGAGCAGGAGACCAGCACGCUGCCCUCACCGCCCCUUCUCACCGCAGUGGAGGAUGUGAACCAGGAUAACAAAACCAAAACGUGGCCACCCAAAGCCCCCUGGCAGCACCCUUCUCCGCUGCCCAGUACCCUGCCUGGCCCAAGUGCACCACUCUAUGCAGUCGCCAGCCCCGGCAGCCAGUGGAGCGACACCAUGCAGAUGCUGCAGUCCCCGGUGUGGGCCGCCACCAGUGACUGCAGUGCUGCCUCCUUCACCUACGUGCAGCCCCCGCCGCAGCCCCCGCCCCCACCAGCACACAAGGCAGCCCCCAAGGGCUUCAAGGCCUUCCCUGGGAAGGCUGAGCGCAGACCAGCCUACUUGCCCCAGUACUGA
This is a messenger RNA of Rangifer tarandus platyrhynchus (Svalbard reindeer), 3213 nucleotides long. Lineage: Eukaryota; Metazoa; Chordata; Mammalia; Artiodactyla; Cervidae. The record is from the annotation of a GenBank genome assembly.